Sebastes umbrosus (honeycomb rockfish) is the source of this 1848-nucleotide messenger RNA. It is a transcript of the gene dph2, whose product is annotated as diphthamide biosynthesis 2. NCBI's taxonomy places the organism in Eukaryota, Metazoa, Chordata, Actinopteri, Perciformes, Sebastidae. The transcript has 7 exons. Gene Ontology annotation, molecular function: 2-(3-amino-3-carboxypropyl)histidine synthase activity. The coding region runs from base 175 to 1659 and encodes 494 amino acids. The record is from RefSeq and is a predicted model, not a curated record. Gene Ontology annotation, biological process: protein histidyl modification to diphthamide.
UUUGAAAAUGUCUUAAACCGGAAGUGCUUGUCCUAGUGGAGCUGCUGUAUUCUCUGCUGUCGACACCUAAUACAUCCAUGGUCGACACGUGUGUAGCUGUGAAAGAAGCGUUUAUCCCUCAACAACUACCCACAUAACAUUGAACUACACUGUUGCGUGUUUCCUGAUGCAACAAUGGCUGAUGCGUUCAGUAGCAGCUCGGAAACCGUAAUUCAGCGUGUGGUGGACGUUACAGUGAAGACUAAUACCCCUCUGGAUAAACUGGAAGAGUUGUAUCAGAUUAAGAAGACUUGUGACUUCAUCAGUGAGCAUCAAUUUGAAAAGGUUGCUCUGCAGUUUCCUGAUGAGCUGCUGGUGGAUUCAGUGGCAAUAGCAGCAGAGGUUGAGAGAAACACUAAUGCCAGGCCGUUCAUUUUGGGAGAUACAUCCUAUGGCAGUUGCUGUGUGGACGAGGUAACUGCAGAGCAUGUUGGAGCCGACUGCAUUGUGCACUACGGCAGCACCUGCCUCAGCCCGUCUAAAAGGCUGCCGCUGAUGUUGGUCUUUGAGCAAAGACCGGUGGAUCUUGAGAAGUGCACUUCUGCCUUCAGAGAACUCUAUCCCGACACACAGAGUCACGUCCUCAUCCUCUAUGACGUCAACUAUGCUCAUGCUAUAAAUGAUCUUCUGACACUCUUGUCACCAGAGUAUCCAAACCUUGUCGUCUCAGAACUCGUUGUCGAAGGGGAGCAGUGUUACAGUCACGGCCGGAUUAAAAGACAACAUGACGACGCCUGUCUGUCAGAGGGAGACAACAACCAUCUUAUUUAUCAGUUUGGAAGGCAGUUCUCCUUGAAAAGUGGUUUAAGCAUCAAGGAUUACAGUGUGUUCUAUGUAGGCCAAGAGGGAGCAACGCUGAGAAACUUCAUGAUGACUUGGAAUCGCUGCUCAUUUUGUACUUUUGACCCCGUAAAAAUGACGGGGAGGACCGAGUCAGUAAGUAUCAACCGUGCGCUGAUGAAGCGAUAUUACGCUAUAGAAAGGGCCAAAGAUGCCAAAGUGGUUGGCAUCCUGGUUGGCACACUCGGGGUGGUCGACUACCUCGACAUCAUCCAGCAGUUGAAGGAGACCAUCCGAGGAGCUGGAAAGAAGAGCUACAUGUUUGCCAUGGGGAAACUGAACGUGCCCAAGCUAGCAAACUUUCUUGAAAUUGACAUCUUUGUGUUGGUUGCGUGUCCUGAGAACUCACUGCUGGACUCCAGGGAGUUCUUUAAACCGGUAGUAACACCGUUUGAGAUGGAGGUGGCCUGCAACAAGAAGAGGGAGUGGUCGGAGGAAUAUGUCACAGACUUUCGACAUCUCCUGCCAGGUGGACAGAGUCACGUGCCUUUGGCUGAUCAGCAGGAGGAGGACGAUGAGACCGACGUGUCUUUAAUCACAGGAGCUCUGCGAGGCCACAAUCUGUUGAGCUUUGAGCCUGCCGUGUCCGCGUUUGGCUCCUCGGUGGUCCUCAGGAACCAGGCGCUCACUGUAGCCACCAACUCAGCUGCAUCUUUUCUGGCAGAACGAAGCUGGCGUGGCUUAGAGCAGAAGUUAGGAGAGACCCCUGUGGUGAAGGCAGUAGGGGGCAGGAGAGGCAUAGCUAUUGCCUAUGAAGAGGAAGGAACGGCGCCAUCAUAAUUUACCAGUAAACCUAUGAUUAUUUAAUCACACCUGCAGGUAUUAAAUGUAUAUUGCUUGUAAUAUGUAAUAAUAAUAUGUUUUCAUAAAAUCAACACCAGAUAUCACUACUUUUUAUUAUCACAUUACUUAAUGAAUCACAGAAUGUAACCUAUGAUUUUGUCUAAACAUUACAACUUGUCACACUUG